Messenger RNA from Didymella exigua CBS 183.55, 1178 nucleotides. RefSeq names its product carbonyl reductase. Gene Ontology annotation, molecular function: oxidoreductase activity. Lineage: Eukaryota; Fungi; Ascomycota; Dothideomycetes; Pleosporales; Didymellaceae. The record is from RefSeq and is a predicted model, not a curated record. The transcript is spliced from 3 exons. Bases 96 to 962 code for a protein of 288 amino acids.
GAACGAACAGACAAAGUGGGGAACCGCUACAACAACGACGAUGGCUUUCUAUCCUUGCCAUCACACAGCAAUAACCUGACUAUAACUCGCUCAACAUGUCUUACAGCAGAAUCGGUGUUGUCACUGGAGCAAACAAGGGCGUCGGCCUCGCCAUUGUUCGCCAACUGGCUCUCCAAUACCCCAAGUCACCUCUCAACAAUGGUCCCUUUCUGAUCUACCUCACGGCGCGCGACAAGGGUCGGGGAGAAGCCGCGCUGAAGCAACUCGAGCAAGACUCGCAGUUGAAGCAGGCCAAGGCCCUUAGAGCGGAUGGCGGCCUCGCAGAGAUCAAGUACCACUAUCUCGACAUCACAGACGAGUCCAGCAUCAAAGGCCUGGCAAAGCACCUCAAGGAGGCGCACACCGAGGGCAUCGACUUCGUCAUCAACAACGCCGGUAUCGCCCUGGACGGCUUCGACUCCAACAUCGUCAAGGAAACUCUCCACACAAACUACUACAACACCAUGCUCGCCUCCCGCACCUUCUUCCCCCUCCUCAACCCCACCGGCCGCAUCGUAAACGUCGCCUCCUCCUCGGGCGCGCUGUCCAAGUACUCCGACGCCGUGCGCGAGCGCUUCCUUGCCGCAAACACCGAGGAUGAUGUCACGGCUAUCAUGCACGAUUUUGCGUCCGCCGUGGAGCAGGGCAAGGAGAAGGAAGCCGGGUUCCCGAGCGCGGCGUAUGCCACGAGCAAGGCGGGGUGUAUUGGAGGCACGAAGGCGCUUGCGCGCGCAGAGAGGGAGCGAGGCCGGAAGAGGCUGGUCAACGCAUGCUGUCCGGGCUAUGUGAAUACGGAUAUGAGCAAGGGGAACGGGACCAAGACGCCGGAUCAGGGCGCGCAGACCCCGGUGCUGCUUGCUAUUCAGGAUAUCGGGGGGAAGACAGGCGAGUUCUGGAGGGAUGGGAAGGUCAUUGAGUGGUAGAUGGGGGCGAUUUGAUCUCUUGAUGGAGUCUGAGUCCGCAUCUUAGGCGGAACUAAACGUUGAUCUGUUGCCUAAGAUACCUGUGGUUGGCUGCAUCUUUAUCGUGAUCUAUCCAAGCACUGACAACCCCAAUACCAGCCAGAUAUGGUAGCUAGAUGGAAUAGCGACAUGGGGCAAGCAUCAAUGAAGCGGAAUUAUGCUCAUCAUGGCAUCCAC